GCGCUGACCCCGGGGCCGAACCAGUGACCCCGGCCAAGCGCAGCCCCCGGGGUCAGGCACCUGCUGCCCGGACAGCACGUGGGUGCCCAGCAAUGACACCAGCCCCGCCCCCGCCCGGCUGAGACUCCGCCCCUUUCCCGCAUGGCCACGCCCCCUUAGCCCUGAGUGUGGCCAGCUCUGGGGUUGCCACAGACGUGCCGCAGCCUUCGCCCCGCGAGUGCUCCCCGACCCCCGCUGCCGCUGCCAUGGUCUCGGCUCCGCGCUGCCCGCCCGGCGCCCGGGGGCUCCUGGCGCUGCUGCUGCUGCUGCUGCUGCCCCUGCCCGGGGCUCGCGGCCAGUGUGGUUCUCCUCCAAGGCUCAGUUUUGCUGAGGUAACCGGGAAAAAGUGGAGUCGCUAUCUUGUUGGAUACACUCUGAGCUACUCCUGUCGCCCAGGAUACACUUUGGACCCUCGAAAGUCUCCUGUAGUUAUAUGUGAUGCAGAUUCAACAUGGUCAUUCGACCCUGAGUUUUGUGUAGGAAGACCAUGUAAACCACUAGAACUAGAAAAUGGCAGAGUGGAUUUAACCAGUUUCCGGCUUGGUGAAACAGCAAACUUCUCCUGUAAUGAAGGUUACAAAUUAAUUGGACCGACUUCUGCCCAAUGUGUACUUGUGAGAAAUGGAGUUGAUUGGGAUAAGGAGGUUCCACUUUGCGAAGCAAUAUCUUGUCGUCCACCUCCUGAUAUCACCCAUGGAUCCCAUAAUGCUCUGAUUGGAGAAGAGUUUUUCUUUGGCUUAAAAGUAACUUACAAAUGUGACCCGGGCUUCUCUCUUAUUGGAGAGGCCUCCAUUCAUUGUACAACGAAAGAUAAUGUCAAUGGAGAGUGGAGUGGUCCUGCCCCUGAAUGCAAAGGGAAAUCGUGUGGUGUUCCAAAAGGACCAGAGCAUGGCAGAGCUGUUGAUACAACAAAUGACCGGUUUGGUGCAAGAGUAAACAUCAUUUGUGAUGACGGGUUCAGAUUACGUGGGCGGCCUUUCAUCCAAUGUAUGCUGAAGGGAGAUCAAGUUGAAUGGAGUCAACUUCCAACUUGUGAAGUCAUAAUUACCCAGGACAAACCCACGACUGUCCCUCCCGAAGGAACAGAAGUAGCUGGUACUUCCUCAGUCAUAAUUACCCAGGACAAACCCACAACUGUCCCUCUCAAAGGAGCAGAGGUAGCUGGUACUUCCUCAGAUUCCGCACUGAACACAAUUGGCAACUCUACUGAGUUGGAAGACAUAAUUACCCAGGACAAACCCACAACUGUCCCUCCUAAAGGAACAGAAGUAGCUGGUACUUCCUCAGUCAUAAUUACCCAGGACAAACCCACAACUGUCCCUCUCAAAGGAACAGAAGUAGCUGGUACUUCCUCAGACAUAAUUACCCAGGACAAACCCACAACUGUCCCCCCCAAAGGAGGAGAAGUAGCUGGUACUUCCUCAGGUUCUGCACUGAACACAGCUGGCAACUCUACUGUACCUGAAGGGGAAGGGCCUGGCAUUGAUACACCCUUUGGCAUCGCCGGCAUCGGCCUUAGCAUCGCCGGCAUCGCCAUCAUCGCCGGCAUCGCCAUCAUCGCCAUCAUCGCCGGCAUCGCCAUCAUCGUCUGCAUCGCCAUUUGUGGAAUAGUUGCAGUUUUGAUCAUACAAUACCAAAAGAAAAAAAGUUCUUACAAUGUAAAUCCGGAUUCCUCAAAGCAUCAAAUUACAACAACACGAUUUCAAGGUUCUUAUACCCUGCUUAUCAACGUCAUAUCUGAGCACCUUCCGCUAGCACAUUAAGCAUCGUGACUAACAUUUGUCAUGUGGUGUUUAUUCUCUGAUCCUCUCCCCGAGGGGAGAAAGGAGUCCAGUGGACUGUCUUUUGUUGGAUACAUGACUGAUGCUGGCUGAUGGCUCUGGUUUACACAUUAACAGACAUUGGAAGAAAAUCAUGGAAAAGUUAGGAAAUAAAUGUCCUACAUUUGUACUGAAAUUUCUUUAGUGAAAAUAAAACCCUUCUCAGGUAACUUUCA
Molecule: messenger RNA, 2035 nt
Organism: Chrysemys picta bellii (western painted turtle)
Lineage: Eukaryota; Metazoa; Chordata; Testudines; Emydidae
Source: RefSeq, a predicted model, not a curated record